Messenger RNA from Seminavis robusta, 300 nucleotides. The record is from the annotation of a GenBank genome assembly. Lineage: Eukaryota; Bacillariophyta; Bacillariophyceae; Naviculales; Naviculaceae.
AUGGCGCUGGACAGUCUCAAUCUUGGCAACAACAGCAGGUCCUCCUUGUUCUUGCCCAGCCUCCAUGAGACUAUCACCGACCUUGAUGGAUUUGGCUGUGACUGGGGAAUCCUUGCCCUGCAGAUAGACCAAGUGCUGGCCAGUGACUUCCAAUGGUUUCUUGCCACUUGUGGUGUGGAUCUGGAGGAAUUCCGUUUCAGUGGUGGCAUCGUUGUGGGCAAAGGCAUAGAUUGGUUGGAAUCGGUUCUUGGCUGUCAAGAUCAUGUCUCCGAUCUUGAGGUCUGUCAUCUUGGCGGAUAG